Molecule: messenger RNA, 1671 nt
Organism: Dendrobium catenatum
Lineage: Eukaryota; Viridiplantae; Streptophyta; Magnoliopsida; Asparagales; Orchidaceae
Exons: 7
Coding region: 148-1443 (431 amino acids)
Molecular function (GO): chromatin binding
Source: RefSeq, a predicted model, not a curated record
GGUAAAUCGAUAAAAUGGCGUACUCUCUCACUUUUGAUCCUUUCACUUCAGAACAGAGCUUCGCUCCACUUUUCGAGCCCUUCUUUUGAAUGAAAAUUUCUUCGCAGCAAUCCACCACAGCUUCUGUUCGCUGCAAUCGAACAAGCAAUGUCGGCGAAGCGCCAAGCGGAUGCGGCCGAGGUGUCGCCAAUAAUGGAUUUCAGAGCUCAGGAUGACGCCUGGUACUCCGUUCGUCUUCGGUUGAAAGGCGACAAACUUUUGGUAAUGUACUGCGAUUUCCCCCAGGAAUCCGAUGAGAUAUACUCCGUCGAAGGAUUCCCUAACAUCGAGAGCGUUGAGGAGUUCCGGAAACGGUUUCGGCCGUCUUCGUCGCAGUUGCAGGACACGAACUGCGAUGCGGUAGUCAAGGGCAUGAUGGUUUGUGCAGCCAAUCGGCUCGCCGUGGAUGAUUUGAGGUACUUUGAUGCAAUCGUGGAAUCGGUAAACCCUUCUAUCCACGCUCUGCAAGAAGGAGAUUGCCGAUGUAAAUUUCAGCUACUGUGGCAGUAUGGUCCACUAAAAGGCAAAAAGACUAUUCUUGGCAUUGAACAUGUAUGCCUCAUAAAAUUUCAAGAGACAGUUGUUAACCUGACAUUGCAAAAAUUUCUGGAUAUUGUGAAAGAGAAACUUAAGGCUGAAGAUACACAAAACUCUAAACCAGAAACCAGAUAUGAUCUCUCUCCAAUAACAAAUUCUGCAAGCACAAGUCAAAUCCCUAGCUCCUCAACCUUACACAAAUCAAAGAAGCCUCAACUAGAUUCUUCCCGCUCCAUGUUGCAUAUAAGAGCUUCUAAACAAGAAGAGAUUUCAAUCCUUACUGCUAGAGGGCGAUCUUCUAGUGAAAGCAUGAGUGAAAACUUGGAACAGGAUUUUGAUAUGGGCGGGCAAUCACUUGGAAAAUAUCAAAAAAUUAAAAAGAAAAUAACCUACUUUUGUAGAAUUGACAACUUGGAGAAAGACUUAUCACCUUUCACACUUAAGCAUUUUGUACAAGAGCACCUUGGAAUACCAUGCUUUGCUAUCAUCUGCCCUUCUAUAUCGCAUGAAUUUUGUACCAGGGGAUUCAUUCUACUUGAAGAGAAACACCAAGCUGACAUGCUGAUGGAUUUUUUGCUUAACAUAGAAUACAUCAUUGUUUCUUUGAAGGGAAGACCUUGGAUAGUUGAUUAUGCUUGCUUUGGAAUAGCAGAAGGGGUUAUGACAACAUAUGAGGCCAAACCAAGUAAUGCAGAGGAGCAACUAGCUGAUCAAAUUAAAUUGGUCCAUAAGGGAACUCCUGAAUAUGAGAAGGUUAAAGAAUUACGUUUGCUACAUUCAGAGUUCCUAGACCAUAUCCAUUUUCGCCUCUUACCCAGACUUUUGGCUGAUGAGAAGAAGCUCAUGGAACAACUGGCUGAAAAAUAGAACGUAAAUUCUCAUGAAAAGAUUAUCAAUGGUUGAGCUCGCCAUCAAGCUGCUUCAGGUUUGGAAAAUAAAUGCAAGAUCGUCCACUCAAUCUGAACUUCUAGCAAAUCGUUAGUGUAACAAUUCCUCUCCUUUGUGGGAUUUUGGCAUUAUUUUGAAAGCUGACAGGCUAUCUGCUACAAAAUUUUAAUACUAUAUGAGGGACUUUAAUGUAUCUUCCUUGCAAAA